Theobroma cacao (cacao) is the source of this 6466-nucleotide messenger RNA. NCBI's taxonomy places the organism in Eukaryota, Viridiplantae, Streptophyta, Magnoliopsida, Malvales, Malvaceae. The record is from RefSeq and is a predicted model, not a curated record.
UUCUGCUUAACUCUGCAUUUUGUGGCUUUUUGCUUGCUCCGUUGUUUCCUUCCCAUCUCUUGUCCUCCACCUGCAAGUGUCAGCUUCUCACAUUCCUCUACUUUCCUCCCACAAAACCAGAUCCUUUCACUUUGAUUUUUACUUUGGCUCUUUGUUCACAGCUAUAACUAAUGGAGAAAGCCCCCAUUUCCAAUUUCUCACCAUUCUGAUUAUUUCCCUUGCUCACAUCGCUUUCUUUUAUAUAUAUUCUUCUUGCUGUUUUUCAUUUCUGGGUCUGCUACCUUUUGUCUCUGUUCUUCUGUGAUUUGCUUUACUUGUCUGUUGAAUAAAAAGCAUGGCAGGUUGUGCUAUUGCUAUUGGCGCCUGUGCCAAUGUUUGUUCGGAGGCUGCGAAAGGCAUCUUUCAAGAAAUUAAACGUCAUAUGAGGUAUGUAUUCGUCUACAAGAAAAAUGUCGACAAGUUCGAGGGGAAAAUGAAGUUAUUGAUAGCAAAAAGACAAAGUGUGCAGCUAGAGGUUGUGACUGCAAAAAGGAACGUCGAGGAGAUAAAACCGCACGUCCAGCAAUGGUGCGAUAAAGUGGACGAGGCAAUCAAUGAAGAUGUGAAGAAAGUGAAGGAUCUUGAAGACAAAGCAAAGAACAAGUGCUUCUUUGACUUGUGUCCCAAUAUCAAGUAUCGCUACCAGCUUAGCAAGAAAGCAGAAGGUGCUGCCGCGGCUGUCGAUGAACUCUGGCAACAUGGUGGUGGAUUGGGCAGCGUAGGAUACCGUAAUGUUCCCGAAGUCCCAGAGGCUCCUAAAAAUUUUAGGGCUUUCGAUUCAAGGAAGGAGAUUUGUGACAGAGUUAUAGAGGCAUUGAAAGAUUCUACUACCAGCAUGAUAGGGGUUUACGGGACUGGUGGUGUGGGCAAAACCACACUAGUCGAGGAAGUUGCCAGACGAGUCCAAGAGGAUAAGUUAUUUGGUUCGGUGCCUAAAGCAACUGUUACUCGGACUCCUGACAUUAAGAAUAUCCAAUACGAAAUUGCAGAGUCAUUGGGAUUAAAAUUAAAUGAAACGGAGAGUGGGGGAGAGAGAGCACGUUUGUUGUUGAAAAGGUUGAAGGAAGAGCAGCAGAGGGUUCUGGUUGUUUUAGAUGAUAUUUGGGCGAGUUUAGAUCUACAGCAAGUGGGAAUUCCUCUUGGAGAUCAACACAAGGGAUGCAAGAUACUGCUGACGACAAGAAAUCGAGAUGUUCUAACCAAUGAGAUGGAUGUUGGGAGGAUUUUUGCGAUUGAUGUUUUGAAAGAAAAAGAAGCUUGGGACCUGUUUAAGAAGAUGGCCGGGGACGAUGUUGAAAAUCCAGAGUUACGAUCUGUAGCAACUGAGGUAGCCAAAAAGUGUGAAGGAUUACCCGUCGCCAUUGUGACAGUCGCAAGAGCUUUGAGAAGCAAAGAGUUAUAUGCAUGGAAGGAUGCUCUCGCGCAACUUCAGAGGCCUUCUACAAGCGACCGGCAAUCAGGGAUACCAGCAGCUGUAUUUUCAGCUAUAGAACUGAGUUAUAAUAAUUUAAAAAGUGAGGAACUCAAACAGACUUUCUUGCUUUGCGGUCUACUAGGCCAUAAUGCUCGCGUUCAAGACUUGUUGAGAUAUACCAUGGGUUUAAGUUUAUUUGAAAAUGUCAACACGGUAGAAGGCACGCAAAACAGAGUGUUAACUCUGGUAAGUAAACUCAAAGCCUUUUGCUUGUUGCGUGAUAGUUACAGCGAUGACCGCUUCGAUAUGCAUGACUUCGAUUGUGAUGUGGCCUUAGCAAUUGCCUCUAGGGACAACCACGCAUUUGCAUUGAAACAUAAGGGUGUUUUUGACCAUUGGCCAGAUGAAGAGAGGAUGAGAAACUUCAAAAUGUUUAGUUUGAGUUUUGAUAGUGUUGAGAAGCUUCCUCAUGAGUUGGAAUGUCCACAACUUACUUUUUUCAGUAUGGGUAGCAAGGAUUCUGACGUGGAAAUGCCAGCUAAGUUUUUUGAGAAAAUGAAAAAUCUCAAAGUCUUAGAUUUGCUUAAAAUGAAAUUUUCCUCAAUUAAUCUCCCAACAAGCCUUCGAGCAUUGUGCCUAAAUCAAUGUGUGCUGGGAGAUAUGAUCAAUCUUGGAAAACUCAAAAAUCUAGAAAUUUUUAGCCUUUUUGGCUGUUCUGGAGUAAUGCUACCUCAAGAGAUAGGGCAACUGACUAAGCUAAGAUUAUUAGAUCUGAGUAAUUGUCGCAAACUUAUAAUUCCAGCUGGUGUUUUAUCGAGUUUGUCCAAAUUAGAAGAAUUAUACAUUGGUACAAGUUUUGUUGAAUGGGACCUAGGAAGUAAUGCUCGGCUAGCUGAAUUGAAGGAUUUGUCUGGUUUGACCACUUUAAAUGUUUGUAUUCCUGAUGCCGAUGUUGUGCUAAAAGACUUGUUCUCUGAGAAAUUGCGAAGAUACAACAUUGUUAUUGGAUCUGAAACUGACUGGUAUGAGAGAAUUGAAUACUCGAGAAUCCUAAAACUCAAGGUGGGUACAAGCAUUGAUAAUUUGGGUGAUGGGGUUCUACGUUUAUUGAAGGAAACAGAAGCUUUACAUCUGAAGGGUCCAGAAGGUGUCAAGAUUGCUUUGAACAAUCGGGAAGGUUUUCUGCAUUUAAAACACCUUCACAUUGAAGAUGCUUGGGAAAUACAAUAUAUCAUAAAUGAUACUGAUGCAGUUGACAGAAUUGCAUUUCAGCAAUUACGAUCGUUGAAACUUUAUUUUUUACCGGAGCUCAUUGGCUUCUGCUCUAAAAACAAAUCAGGGGGCUCUACUUCCACACCUCAACAUGAGUCGGCACUAUUUGGUGAAGAGAUGGACUUCCCUUGCUUGGAGGACCUGUCUUUGUGGGGAAUCAAAGUUGAAAGGAUAUGGCACAAUCAAUUCUCAAUUAGAUCUGGCUGCACUCAGACUUUGACAAAUUUGAGCAUUAGUGAUUGUGACAACUUAAAACACCUAUUAUCAUUUUCUAUGGCUAAAAGUCUGACUCAUCUCAAAAGCUUUGAUGUAAUAGGAUGCAAGUGCUUAAGAGAGAUAAUAUUCACGGAAGAUAUAGAAGAAGAUAUGAUAGGUCAGAUUUUCCCUAAACUAGAAGUUUUGCAGCUUCACGAACUUCCCAAUCUCACGAGAUUUUGCCAUGGAAGUAACUGUGAAUUCCCUUAUUUUGAGACAUUCAUCUCCAAAGUUACCGUGGUAAACGAAAUUCAUAUUAUCCCUUCGAAGUGGCCAUCAUUAAAGAGAAUGAAGGUACAUGGAUGUGAUAAGGUGGAGAUAUUUGCUUCAGAAAAUCUUUUGAGCUUCGGAGAAUCAACAAAUCAGCAACCCUUAUUUUGGGUCAAUGAGGUUACAUUCCCCAAUCUAGAAGAAUUAACAUUGGAGGGAAAUGGCAUUAUGAAAGAGAUAUGGCAUGGACAACUUAGAGCAGAGUGUGAUGAAGGGAAACGAUGCAUUGUUUUUACCCGACUCAAGUCUUUGAAAUUAAGUUGUCUACCAACUCUGGCUAGCUUCUGCUUAGGGGAUCAAAUCUUUGAAUUCCCUGCCCUAGAGAAUAUGAUUGUGACAGCAUGCCCAAAGAUGAAGAUUUUUUGCCAAGGAGAUUUAAGCACACCACAACUGCGAACAGUGAUAUCGAAAGAAAGCAGGUGGUGGGUGACAGGCGAUGAUAGUAAAGAAGAAGGGUGGUGGGAAGGCGACCUUAAAACUACUGUAAAAUGGAUGUUUGAAAACAAGAUUGCAUACUGUGAUGUGAGACUCUCUGAUACUUCUGAGUUGAUGAAAAUAUGGAGUAGGAAUCCUCAAGAAAUUUUAACCUUCAAAUAUCUUGAAAAAUUAAAAGUUGAUGAUUGUAGCACCUUGAGGUUCCUUUUUACACUUUCCAUGGCUUUGGGCCUACCACAACUCCGUGAGCUGAUAGUACAAAAUUGCAUUGUGAUGGAACAUAUCAUCAUAGAGGAAGGAUCAGAUGAACAAGUGGCAAAUGAGACCGUGUUCCCUCUGCUACGCUCCAUAACUCUUGGAGAUUGUGCAAACUUGGCAAGUUUUAAUCAAGGAAGUAAAUCACCGGAGUAUCCAUCUUUGGAAAACGUUGAUGUGUUCGAUUGUCCAAAAAUGUUUACUUUUGCAUCUGCAUUUUCAAGAGAGCAAAGAAUAGAAAUCAUUGAUGAAGGAAAUACAACAAGGCUUUCCAAGGAAAUUGCUGAUAUUGUCUUUUUGGAUAACACGAUGGACUUCCCUUGCUUGGCGAACCUGUUUUUGAGCGAAAUCAAUGUUGAAAGGAUAUGGUCCAAUCAAUUUUCAAUUAGAUCUGACUACACUCAGACUUUGACAAGGUUGAGCAUUGAGAACUGUGACAGCUUAAAGCACCUAUUAUCAUCUUCUAUGGCAAAAAGUUUAGUUAAUCUCAAAAGCUUUGAAGUAGCGAAAUGCAAGUGGUUAAGAGAGAUAAUAUUCAUGGAGGAUAUAGAAGAAGAUAUGAUAGACCAGAUUUUCCCUAAACUAGAACAUUUGGAGUUGAAAGGCCUUCCCGAACUCACAAGAUUUUGCCAUGGAAGUCACUGUGAAUUCCCCUUGUUGAAAGAGCUUAUUAUAGGGAAUUGUCCUACAUUUGAGACUUUCAUCUCCAAGUCUACCUUGGUAAACGAAAUUCAUUUUAUCCCUUCGAAGUGGCCAUCAUUAGAGAGAAUGAAGGUAUAUGGAUGUGACAAGGUGGAGAUAUUUGCUUCAGAAAAUCUUUUGAGCUUCAUAGAAUCAACAAAUCAACAACCCUUAUUUUGGGUCAAUGAGGUUACAUUCCCUAAUCUAGAAGAAUUAACAUUGGAGGGAAAUGGCAUUAUGAAAGAGAUAUGGCAUGGACAACUUAGAGCAGAGUGUGAUGAAGGGAAACGAUGCAUUGUUUUUACCCGACUCAAGUAUUUGAAAUUAAGUUGUCUACCAACUCUGGCUAGCUUCUGCUUAGGGGAUCAAAUCUUUGAAUUCCCUGCCCUAGAGAAUAUGAUUGUGACAGCAUGCCCAAAGAUGAAGAUUUUUUGCCAAGGAGAUUUAAGCACACCACAACUGCGAANAAUGGGUUUUUGUUUAGGCUUUUUUCAUCAUAAAUACUACAAUGUUGGAUACAGCAAUUUGAGACUCUCUGAUACUUCUGAGUUGAUGAAAAUAUGGAGCGGAAAUCCUCAAGAAAUUUUACCUUUCAAAUAUCUUGAAUUUUUAGAAGUUCAUGAUUGUAGCAGCUUGAGGUGGGUUUUUACACAUCCCACGGCUUUGAGCCUACCACGUCUCCGUGUGCUGAGUGUAAAAAAUUGCAUUGUGAUGGAACAUAUCAUCAAAGAGGAAGGACCAGAUGAACAAGUGGCAAGUUUCUAUCAAGGAAACAAAAUACUCGAAUUUCCAUCUUUGGAAGAACUUGAAGUGGUUGGUUGUCCCCAAAUGUUUGCAUUUGCAUCUGCAUUUUCAAGAGAGCAAAGAAUAGAAACGAUUGAUGAUAUUGAUGGAGGAAAUACAACAUGGGUUUCCAAGGGAAUUGUUGAUACUGCCUUUUUCGAUAACACGGUGGCAUUCCCUCGUUUAUAUUUUUUGCGUAUCGAAGGCCUGGGGCAAUUGAGGAAAAUAUGGGAUGAUAAGGUCGCUAUGAAUUCAUUUUGUAAUCUGGGUGACAUUACAGUGAAUGACUGGGAAAGACUUUCAAAUAUUUUUCCAUUUAACAUGAUGGAAAGACUUCAGAAACUAUAUUCACUGAAGAUAGUGAACUGUGAUUCAUUAGAAGAAAUAAUUGGACCUCAAGGACUCAAUUCCAAUGAAUCACAUGCAGUAACAGCCACUGAAUUAAGGCUGUCAGAACUUCCUGAGCUCACACAUCUCUCCAAAGAAGAAAUUCCACUUGGAGAAGUAGUUUUCAACAACUUAGUAUAUUUAGAAGUGUCGAGAUGUGGUAAACUAAAGAAUUUAGUGCCAUCUUCGACAUCUUUCGAAAAUUUGGAAACUCUGAAAGUAUCAGAAUGUCAUGGAUUAAUGAAUUUAGUAGCACUCCCAGUGGCUAAGAGCAUGGUCUUACUUCGAGAAAUGAGGAUUACUGAUUGCCAAAUGUUAGAAGCAACCAUAGCUUCUACAAGUGAUGAAGUGAUGGAUGGCAUUAUUUUCUCUGAUCUACGAACUUUAGAACUUGGUGGUCUUCCGAGCGUAUCAAGGUUCUGCUCAGGGAAUUAUACGCUUGGAUUCCGUUCCUUGGAAAAGGUAAUCAUGAGACAAUGUCCAAAGAUGGAAAUAUUCUCAAAGGGAGAGUUAAGCACACCAAAGCUGCACGGAAUACGAUUGACUGAAGGUGAAUAUGUAGGACUUUGGGAAGGAAACCUUAAUGCCACUAUUCAGCAAUUGUUUAAAAAAAAGAAUGUCCAAAAUUGUGAAGAAGAGACUAAGGUUUCCCUUUCGUCGUCCAAGUUGGAAUAA